Paramecium tetraurelia is the source of this 1251-nucleotide messenger RNA. RefSeq lists its product as uncharacterized. NCBI's taxonomy places the organism in Eukaryota, Ciliophora, Oligohymenophorea, Peniculida, Parameciidae. Gene Ontology annotation, biological process: protein phosphorylation. The transcript has 4 exons. Gene Ontology annotation, molecular function: ATP binding; protein kinase activity. The record is from RefSeq and is a predicted model, not a curated record.
AUGAAAAGCGUAGAGCAGUUAUUUCCACAAUUUUAGGUUGUCAACAUUGUAAGAUAAAACACUUACAAGAAAUCAGUGAUAGUGAAACGAAGUGGAUAUAAUUACAUGCUUCGUAUAUUCAAUCUGGAAGGAAUUCCGAAAGAAAGAGUUUAAUCGAUCAUCAAAAUCCUUAACAAAUUGUCUAAUCAUAAGAAUCCUCACAUUGUUAAAUUUUACGAGGCAUCUUUCGAUCGUGAUAUGACAUACUUAGGCAUUGUCAGUGAAUACUUGGAUAAAUAAUACGAAUACCCUUUGAAGGAAAUAGAGAUUUGGAAUAUCAUUUAAGAGAUAUCUCUUGCAUUACAAUAAUUUCAUCCAAAAAGAGUCCAUGGUAAAUUAUAAUUGUCGAACUUGUUUUAAAGCAAAGCUAAGACGAUUUUGGGAGAAAUGAACAUCCUCUAUUAUUUACACAAAUAGAACUAUCAAGAUAUUUAUUUAUUAGCACCAGAAUUUAUUAAGUCUCAAAUAUACGAUCAUAAAUCAGAUAUAUGGAUGGCUGGCUAUAUGCUAUAUUAGAUGAUGUUCAAGGAUCCACCUAUAAUAGCUAAUAAUGUUGAUAUUUUACAUAAGAAAAUACUGAAAGGCAUCCAACUAACUUAUAACCCAAAUUAUAGUCUUAAUUUGAAUAAUUUAUUGAGAUUGAUGAUUUGUUAUGAUGCGGAACUAAGACCUAAUGUUGAAUAGAUUCUCUAUUUCUGUCAACAAUCUCAAAUAUCUACUGAAGAAAUCAAUAUCAACAGAAUAUUGCCUAAAUUCAAAGUAGACAAAGUAGUUUUGCAUAAAAAGAGAACUGAUAAGAAAUCAGAACCUAUACAAAAUAUUGUAUAUUUGAAUGAAGAUCAAUUUAAACAACCAUAUUUCCCACCUUCCAAAAUUAUCAAACAAAAGAGACUCUAUUUAUCAAAAUAAACAACUUCAGUCAUGGAUUUUGGCCCAUCCCAAAAAACAAUUUAUUCAGUCUAGUUACCAAAAGUUCUGAAUUAUUAAUUCAGUAAAUUGAAAGUCAAAGAGGCUAGUACAAUACCAGGUUCCAUUGGUAAUGCUGAAUAACUAGAAAAAUUAUAGAACAAAUCUCAAAUUAAUAAAUUAGAAUUUGACAAUCUUUUUCCACAAACUAAAUAAACUUUGCAAACUCAGAGAAGAUCUCCCAAUAGAAUUUAAUUACAAUAAGAAUUUUAAAAUAGAUAAAAGAGUUAAAGAUUAUUUAAUUGA